UCUUCUGUUCCUUGCCUCGCUCAAAAACACACAGAAUAUAUUCUCUCUAUAUUAUACUUAUUUUAUUUUAUUUUCUUUGGUGGCUCUUUUUUUUUUUUUCCCCAAUUUCCUCUUCUUCUCCAGGCUAUUUCUUCUCUUAACUCUCUACUGUUUUGCGCUCCUUAGGAACUCUUUCUUUUUCUUAGCGGCUAUGGCUUUCAGAGGGGCAAAUGCUUCUUCUGGCAUGGGCGUUGCUGAGCACAGCAAAGCGACAUUUCUAGAACUGCAGAGAAAGAAGGUCCACCGUUAUGUUAUCUUUAAGAUUGAUGAGAAGAAAAAAGAGGUUGUGGUUGAGAAGACUGGAGGGCCAGCUGAGAGUUAUGAUGACUUUACUGCUUCCUUGCCUGAGAAUGAUUGCCGAUAUGCUGUCUACGACUUUGAUUUUGUGACUUCUGAGAACUGCCAGAAGAGCAAGAUCUUCUUCAUUGCAUGGUCUCCUGCUGUUUCUCGCAUUCGUGCAAAAAUGCUUUAUGCAACUUCGAAGGACAGGUUCAGAAGAGAACUGGAAGGCAUCCAUUAUGCAAUCCAGGCAACUGAUCCAACUGAGAUGGAUCUCGAGGUACUCAGAGACCGUGCACACUGAGCGCUCACUGUGGAUCUAAGUGUUCCAAAUCUUCAGGAGUUACACGUGCAACCUGGAGGAAAUUCGUAUAUUGCUAGUUACUUCAGUUAGUUGAUAAUUACGUGUCAUGUGUCUCAGGCACAAAUACAUAAAUCUUAAUUGUACUAAAUAAUUGACGUCUGAGAAGGCUGAUCGGGAGUUCUUGGGCAUGGACAAAUUUGAGCUCCUUAUUGCCAUGAUGCUUCUCAGUUGAUAAUUGGACAUGGUUUUGCAUAUUAAUUUUUAAUCUUCAAAGUACUGUUAUACUUUGA
Molecule: messenger RNA, 912 nt
Organism: Manihot esculenta (cassava)
Lineage: Eukaryota; Viridiplantae; Streptophyta; Magnoliopsida; Malpighiales; Euphorbiaceae
Product: actin-depolymerizing factor
Exons: 3
Coding region: 191-622 (143 amino acids)
Biological process (GO): actin filament depolymerization
Cellular component (GO): cytoplasm; actin cytoskeleton
Molecular function (GO): actin filament binding
Source: RefSeq, a predicted model, not a curated record